UUGAGACGAGUAAGCAGGCGUAGGAGAUAAUUAAAAUAUCUGUAGCUAGUUUGUUAGAUUCUGUUUUCGCGUCGCUGUGGACAACUGUAGCGAAAAACAGUUUGAAUGUAUUAUUUUGAGAAAGUGAAUUUUCGAGAGGAGUUAAUUGCACGUCAGCGUUGGAGCCAUUUGUGGGAAUACACUUCUCAGCCUGUACUGUACUAGCUAGCUAGCUAGCGCCAAUGAAACUGAUGCUCCGUGACUAGCUAGGCAGCUACCUAUGACGAUUCUGUUUUUCUGUACUUAGCCGUGGACUGUGGUGCGAUGUGUGUGAAUGAGAGACGGGAAGCUUUUGAACCGUUUCAGUUGCAGACAGAAAGCCAGGUUGGCAAAAAAUAUAUACAUUUAACCUGAGAGUAAAAGCGACAGAAGUGGCCUGUGUGUCACUUUUCAAGCGCAUGAGAGACUUGGAGUAGCUAACGCAAGCUAGCUAGUUAGCUAGUAGCCAUCCAGUAAUGUAAGCACCGCGAACGAGUUGUUAUGUCAGGUCGUUUAAAACUGUAAUUGCAUGUUAGCCUGUCAGCUAAGACAGAUCGUUGACAGACUUGAGAAACAACAGUAGUUAGCUAGUUAUAGCUAAACAAAAUCUGAAGCUAAGCGAAAGUGUAGUGACUUGUACUAAACAGCUAGCUCGCUAAAUAACAAACAUGUCGAGCUGGGCAUUGCUUCUAUAGAGAGACAUUUUGCUGGAAGCUAGCAUAGCCUGCUAGCUAGUUCACUGAUUAGACAAAGCGUGCAAGUUAGCUAGCUAGCUAACGUUAGCUAGCUAACAGUGCCGACAGAACAAACCAGCAAAAUGACACUCACUUGAGGUAUAAUAUCAGCCUCUUUGGCUGUGUGUCUGUGUGUCGUUCAUUUGUCCGUCUUUGUUAUUGUUUCUUCCGUGCGUAUUAAUAUUUUAGCUGGAUAGCUUGCUAGCAGGAUAUUGUUUGAGCUGGAGCUAAGAAAAAAUAGCUAUCCUGCAGGUUACUUAAUAGCUACAGAUAGGUUGCUGGCAUACUUACUUUGUCGUUCAGCAAACAGUUUGCCAACUCUGUUUUUGACCUGCAACGUUGCUAGAUAUCUUGCUAACGGACUGCAUUAACUAAGCAAGUUGAAUAGCAAGUUGCAUUUGGGCGAAAUUCCCUACUAAAGAAAAUCGACGGAAAAUAUAUAUUCACUCCAACUACUACUCAUGUUACACUUCGAUCAUCCGAAACCCAAGAAACGAUAUGAUGCUAAUGUAGAGUACGUGUACAGUUUAAAAUUAACGUUGGCUAUUUUGAGAUAAUAAGUAACCUUAGCUAUUUGUCUUGAAAGAUUCUCGCGCUGAACACACAGCUAACAGUUGUAUUUCCAAAUUAAUCAGCAAUCUUAGCUAGUGUUGAGCCUAAACACAGACAUAAUAGUUCAAUCUUGUUUUGGGAAGUGAAAAAAUAACUGUUCUUGUCAGAUAGAAAUGAGAAGAUGAAUAGCGAGGAGGAAAUCUUAGAUUUUUGUAAUGCCAAAACGAAGAAAACCGUCAAUGAAGAUACCACAAACAGUGCGGAAGAAAUCAUGCCUCGCAAUAGUCUUGAAGUGAUGGAUGGCGACGCGGGGAAACUGGGCAUUGAAACUGAGGCUGUGGACACCCCUUUGCCAGCCAGGAUAAAUGACAGCUGUGGGGGCGACGAAGGCGUUAGGGUAGGCGAUGGUUUGGAGACUGAUAAGUUAACUGGGAACAGUGGCGCGCCUCUCGCAUCCCAUAUCACAAGCUCCGGUUUGGAUAGUGCUUCCAAUGACCAACAGCUUCAGGGUGAGAGCGAUGCAAACUCCGGAACACCACGACCCGAGUUUCAAGCUGGGAUUACGGGGAUUGGAGAGGACAUGGAUAUAGGGGUGGAUUUGACUCUUGACGAAAGUGGAAUGCUGGAAUCUCAGUCCCUGAACCAGGAAGGCGACCGGAGCGGGGUUGAGAGUGCCUCAAACGUGUCCGGUCUUCCUACAGCGGCCUCCUCCAUGGGCAAUGACACACAUGGGUCUGAGAAGCCCUUAAAUAAAGAUGCCAGUCUACCCUGUGAUUCUUCUAAAGGGGAAGUUACAUCUCCUGCCUCUGUUGUUGAUGAAAGUGAGAAACACAAACAAGGGGCCAAGAAGGUUACUUUCCCCUCAGAUGAAGACAUUGUCUCUGGAGCCGUGGAGCCAAAAGACCCCUGGAGGCAUGCCCAGAACGUGACGGUGGAGGAGAUCCUCUCGGCCUACAAGCAGGCCUGUCAGAAGCUCAACUGUAAACCCAUCGCCCGGCUGCUGACACAGAUCCAGGAGCUGAGGGACCUGACCCAGAGGAACGAGUGUCUGGACCUGAAAGGAGAGAAGCUGGACUACAAAGCAUGCGAGGCCCUGGAGGAGGUCUUUAAGAGGGUCCAGUUUAAGGUGGUGGACCUGGAGCAGACCAACCUGGACGAAGACGGUGCAUCUGCCCUCUUCGACAUGAUCGAGUACUACGAGUCGGCCACGCACCUCAACAUCUCCUUCAACAAGCACAUCGGCACCCGCGGCUGGCAGGCCGCCGCCCACAUGAUGAGGAAGACGAGCUCCCUGCAGUACCUGGACGCCCGGAACACGCCCCUGCUGGACCACUCCGCCCCCUUCGUGGCCCGCGCCCUGCGGAUCAGUGGCAGCCUGGCGGUGCUGCACCUGGAGAACGCCGGGCUAUCGGGCCGGCCGCUAAUGCUGCUGGCCACCGCGCUGAAGAUGAACAUGAACCUGCGGGAGCUGUACCUGGCUGAUAACAAGCUCAACGGCCUGCAGGACUCAGCCCAGCUGGGGAACCUGCUCAAGUUCAACUACAACAUCCAGAUCCUCGACCUGCGCAACAACCACAUCAUGGACUCCGGGCUGGCAUAUGUGUGUGAGGGUCUAAAGGAGCAGAGGAAGGGGCUGGUCACUCUGGUUCUCUGGAACAAUCAGCUCACACACAACGGCAUGGGCUACCUGGCAGCUGCUCUGCCCUGCACCCACAGUCUGGAGACCCUGAACCUGGGCCAUAACUCUGUGGGAAACGAAGGGGUUCACAAGCUGAAGGACGGGCUCAUCGGAAACCGCUCUGUCCUGCGGCUGGGCCUGGCCUCCACCAAGCUGUCCUGCGAGGGCGCGGUGGCAGUGGCGGAGUUCAUCGCGGAGAGCCCCCGGCUGCUGCGGCUGGACCUGCGGGAGAACGAGAUCAAGACCGGCGGCCUGAUGGCCCUGUCCCUGGCCCUGAAGGUCAACACCUCCCUGCUGCGCCUCGACCUGGACCGCGAGCCCAAGAGGGAGACCGUGAAGAGCUUCAUUGAGACACAGCGCGCCCUGCUGGCGGAGAUCCAGAACGGCUGCAAGCGGAACUUCAUCCUGGCCAAGGAGAAGGAGGAGACGGAGCAGCAGAUGCGGCUCUCGGCCUCCAUGCCGGAGAUCACGGCCACCGAGGAGGAGCCGCUGGCGGAGGCCGAGCAGGCGGCCGCGGGGCCGGCUGGGGAGGGCCCCGAGGCAGAGCCAGCGGGAGGAGGAGGAGGAGGAGAGGCGGGGGAGGAGCGUGCUGAAAGCCAGGAAGGGCAGAGCCAGGGCCAGGAGCCGCCUGCUGCCGCCGCUGUGGAGGUGGACUCGGACACGGACGAGGAGGAGGAGGGGGUUGACGUAGUGGAGGGGGCCGUUACGAGUGUUUCGGAGGCGCUCCCUGGCCCCCAGCCUGCCGCUGCCGCGCCUCCCCUGAUUCUGACCCCUACCGCCACUCCCCUUGCCCCUCCGUUGGGGCCGCUCGCUGCCUCGGGUAUCACCGUUUCGGAGACCCAAGUGCCGCCAGGUACUCCUCCCUCGCCCGGCCGCUGCAUUUCCGUCUCCAGCCCUGGGAGGGGGCACAAGAUCUUCAUGGUGACCCGAGUGGAAAGCCCCCCGGAGCAGCAGCAGAAGAACCUUCCGGACAAGUGGCCGGAGAAGCAGAAGCAGCCAGCACAGUCCCCACAACCACAGACUGUAUCCCCGCAAAGGCAGACUCUAUCCCCACAACCACAGACUCUGUCUCCACAGCCACAGACUCUAUCCCCACAGCCACAGACUCUAUCCCCACAGCCACAGACUCUAUCCCCACAGCCACAGACUCUAUCCCCACAGCCACAGACUCUGUCCCCACAGCCACAGACUCUGUCCCCACAGCCACAGACUCUGUCCCCACAGCCACAGACUCUGUCCCCACAGCCGCAGACUCUGUCCCCACAACCGCAGACUCUGUCCCCACAGCCACAGACUCUGUCCCCACAGCCACAGACUCUGUCCCCACAGCCACAGACUCUAUCCCCACAGCCACAGACUCUAUCCCCGCAAAUGCCAGAGGUCCAUCAGAGUCCCACAGAGCCAAAGCCAGAGUGUGCCCCAUCACAGACGGGACCAUCUGACAAACCACACCAGCAAUUGACUGUGGAGAAGGAGCAGCUACAUUCGACUGCAGCCCAGGAGGGAAAAGGGCAGGAAAAUCAGGUGCCGGAGCAGGAGCAGACGGACCAGGAACAGGAUCUCUCCCAGAAAAUUCCAGAGCCGCCUCAGGUGGAACAGGACCUGCCCCAAAUAAACAGAGAGGCAUUACAGCUGGAAGAGGACCUGUUGCAAGUAAACAUGCAGAAGCUAGAAAUUGACCCGACACUGUCUCAAAUAAACAAAGAGGAGCAGCCUGUGGAACAGGAGGUAUCCCAAAUGAAUACAGAGGACCUACAGAUGGAACAGGAACAAUCCCAAACUAAUAUAGAGCUACCAAUUGAACAGGACCUUUUGCAGAUAAACACAGAUGACCUAAAAACAGACCAAACAUCAUCCCAAACAUAUAAAGAUGCCCUGAAGGUAGAAAAGGAACCGUGUCGAACAGACGCGGUGGAGCUGAAGGCUGAGCAGAUGCUGUGCCAAGCAAAGAAAGAACUCCAGAAGCUACAACAGUCAAAUGGAGAGGAACAGCUGUUGGAACAGGAGCACGCACAAAUAAACGCAGAGGAGAUUCAAACACAUGAGACACUGUCCCAAACAAGCAAUACGAAGCUUCAGGUAGAACAGGACCUGACACAAGCAAACACAAAGAGGCUUCAAGUAGAACAGGACCUAACCCAGUCAAACGCAGAAGAACAUCAGGUGGAACAGGACCUGACCCAGUCAAAGGCAGAAGGACUGAAGGUUGAGCAGGGUCUGAUCCAGUCAGACACUGACAAACUUCAGGUUGAACAGGACCUGACCCAGUCAAACGCAGAAGAACUUGAGGAGGAACAGGUACUCACCCCGUCAAACGCAGAAGAACUUCAGGUGGAACAGGAGCUGACCCAGUCGGACACAGAGGACCUGCAUAUGUGGGAAGACCAGGCCCAGCCACCGGAGAAGCAGCCGGCUCAGGGGCAGCGGCCAUUGGACCGGGCGGCUGGAGGACUGCAGCACUGUGAGAAGCAGUCGCCACAAACCUCGCCGUCGGCCCUGCGACUCGUGGCCCCGGCACCGGAGCAGCUACCGCCUUUGGACCUGCAACCCAGAGCUGCUCACCCCGGGCCCUCGUCAGAGGCGGCUGGAGAGCGCCCCCUUCCGGCGGAGACGGCGGCGGACGGCGUGACGGGGGAGGGCGCGGCCGCGGCGGUGGCGUCCACCCUGCCCAACGGCCUGAAGCCCGAGUUCGCCUUGCACCUGCCCGACCCCGAGGCCUCCAAGCCUGGCCGCUGCGUUGCCGAGCAUGUGAGUGUGUCAACGGAGCUCAGCUGUGGGCAGGAUCUGGAGGAGCUGCUGCGGGAUGCUAGUCUGGAGACGGGGAGAGAGGCGCCUUGACUUCAGCGCGCGCUCCAUGUACUAAUGUUACAUGCCGCAGAAUAUACCGGAAAGCUUGAUGUUGCUGUUCAAAGCUGCUCCUCAAAGGCACAAGAACAAAAAAAAAUGUACAAAGAAAAUAUUUUGGUGAUUUGACCUCCCAGUAAAACAAAAGAAGAUUAAGAUUUCAAUCCUAGUUCUGCGUCCGAUGCGGCUUGUAAUUUUUCAAGUCUCCUUGUCUCACGAUCUUGUGUGACAUGGGACAUUUUUCAACUUCUGACCUGUCCCUCCUCUUCCUCUUCCAGGGGGUCCUUCAGGCCAGAGGAACUCCGGGUGGUCCUCAUAUUUUCCCCGCUUGGCUCGCUGCUCGCUGCUCCUCGCCAUCCCGAUCGCCCCUCCACCUUCCACACGUGAAAACUCAAGUGCUAAAAAUGUUUCACUUUAAAAUCACUCCUAGUAAUGAAUCAAUAAAUAACAAGAAAAAAAAGAAAAAAAAAAGUUUAAAAAAAGAAGAAAAAAAAUACUACUUUAAAAGUAAUAUCAACGCAACCCACCCAUCCACUACAACCACAUCAAAUGAAAGAACAUUGCAAAGGAACAGGAUUGUGAGAGAAAUCACGCUUUUGUGUAUCACUACAUUCCGCCUACCGAGGAACCGGAGGAACCGGCUGGAACCAGGAUAAGAGAGAGCAAGAGAGAUGGAGAGAGGAAAUGGAGGAGAGGACCGAACCAAAGACUGCGCCCUCCUGUGUUCGCUCCUAGUACUGCGGCAGGUUUCAGAGACCAAGCUCACUGCUGACCUCUAAAGGACUCCAGGGGUACUGGAACGCUAACCCCCCCAGGACUGGUGUGACGCUGUGGCAGUAGAGGGUGACGCUGGCUUUGACUGUGCCAGACACUGCUUUUACUGAACUGUACAGGCCACAGGUCACCCAUGAACUGGAGCGGAUUCCCUGGGGAACUGGAGCGGAUUCCCUGUUGGGAGCCUUUUCUCUGUGUCACACUUUGUGUCAAAAAAAAAAGGUUGGCCAAAGUAAAAACCUUGCCCCUCCUGGAAUUAUUUCUCAGCUGCAUGGUGCUCUGGUGUGCACUGGACCCACGCAACCCCUGCACGGACAUCCUGCGUGAAGAACUUUACUUGUUCUGGAAAAGCUGAGCCCUUUUGGCAGUUGAGGAUUGCCUCCAAACCUUUUUGUGGGAGAUUUGUGCGAAUGUUGUAGAGCUCAUACACUAUGCGGGAGUUGAACUUAUGAAGACUUUGCUGCCUUUCAGAAUAUUCUAUCCAGAGAUCUUUAUCCCUGCUUGUCUUCUUUCUGGAAAUAUGGAAAGGUUAAACCCCCCCCUCAUCAGGACACAAAGCCCAGAGAGACUCCUAAAGAAAGUGUGGGGGGAAAACGUCCGUUCUGCAGUCUCUCUCUUCGUCUCGCUCUCUCUCCAUCCCCGUCGUCUUCACCCCCGUCAGUCUUCCGCCGGCACCUGGCCCGCCGCAAGCCGUCGCCCCAGACACUGACAACUCAAGAUGGAGGAAAGAAACUCACCUUCAGAUCGACGCUAAUCUUUCAUCUCUUCUUUUUUUUUUUCUCUCUCUCUCUCUCUCUUUCUUGGCUGCUUUGAGAAAACCAGUUGUAUUUAUUUUAUAGCUUUCUCCGCCUUCAUUCUGAGAGAUUCUCUUUUACUAGUAAUUUUUUUGGGAGUUUGGUUUUAAUGAUUUCCCCCUUGAUGUAUAUUUUCUGAUUCUAAGAGGAGCUGUG
This is a messenger RNA of Conger conger (European conger), 7550 nucleotides long. It is a transcript of the gene ppp1r37, whose product is annotated as protein phosphatase 1, regulatory subunit 37. Lineage: Eukaryota; Metazoa; Chordata; Actinopteri; Anguilliformes; Congridae. Bases 1486 to 5820 code for a protein of 1444 amino acids. Gene Ontology annotation, molecular function: protein binding. The transcript is spliced from 13 exons. The record is from RefSeq and is a predicted model, not a curated record.